UGUUUGUGCUGCUGGCAGAAUUCUAGUUCAUAUUCUAAACUGCCUGGUUUGAGUUCUACAUAUUUUUUAGCUGUUUAGUUCUAUGUUUUAGUUUAUUUCGCUUAAUAGCAAAUCACCAUGUCGGUGGCGUUUGCACCUCAUAGACAACGUGGAAAGGGUGAUAUAACACCCACUGGAAUUCAAAAGUUACUGGAUGAAAACAAUCAGCUGAUUCAAUGUAUAAUGGACUUCCAGAGCAAAGGAAAGACAGCAGAAUGUUCACAGUACCAGCAGAUGCUCCACAGAAAUUUAGUUUACCUGGCCACAAUAGCAGACUCCAAUCAGAACAUGCAGUCUCUGCUCCCUGCUAAGUGUGACUCCCCUACUCCCCCAGAGGUAAAGCUUGAACCUCCUACUCAGAACAUGCCCAUGGGCCCUGGUGGGAUGAACCAGAGCGGAGCGCCGGGCCCCCAGCCCCCCCACGGACACAACAUGCCCUCUGAGGGCAUGGUCAGUGGCGGACCCCCAGCCCCACACAUGCAGAGCCAGAUGAACGGACAGAUGCCUGGGCCUAAUCACAUGCCCAUGCAGGGCCCUGGGCCGGGUCCCAACCAGCCCCCCAACAUGCCUGGCAGCGGCUCCAUGAACAUGCCCCCCAGCAGCCAUGGCUCUAUGGGCGGCUACAACCACGCUGUGCCCUCCUCUCAGAGCAUGCCUGCCCAGGGCCAGAUGAACAUGACCCAAGGACCCAUGGGUAACUACGGCCCCCGGCCCAACAUGAACAUGCAGCCUAACCAAGGCCCCAUGAUGCACCAGCAGCCUCCCUCCCAGCAGUACAACAUACCCCCUGGAGGUGGCGGGCAGCACUACCAGGGCCAGCAGAACCCCAUGGGCAUGAUGGGCCAGGGGAACCAUGUGAUGGGGCAGAGGCCCAUGCCCCCUUACAGACCCCCACAGCAAGGACCCCCUCAGCAGUACCCAGGGCAGGAAGACUACUAUGGGGACCAGUACAGUCACGCAGGACAGGGAGCCUCAGAAGAGCGAGACCCAGCAGCCAACCAACAGUCCCCCUAUGAAAAAGAUMAUGAGCGAGACCCAGCAGCCAACCAACAGUCCCCCUAUGAAAAAGAUCAUGGUAAUGCCCAGUAUGGCCAGCAGCAGGAGGCCUACCAGCAAGGUCCUCCCCAGCAGCAGGGCUACCCCCCACAGCAGCAGUACCCCGGACAGCAGGGAUACCCUGGACCGCAACAGGGCUACGGUCCGUCCCAGGGAGCCCCAGGCCAGUACCCCCAGGGUUACCCCCAGGGUCAGGGGCAGCAGUACGGGGCCUACCGGGGCCCCCAGCCCGGCCCCCCUCAGGCCCAGCAGCAACGCCCAUACCCAGGCUACGAUCAGGGUCAAUAUGGAAAUUACCAGCAAUGAGAGAUGGUCAUGGCAGUCACUCAGUCAGUCACCAAGAGCCCUGCUCUGACCUCUAACCUCUGACCUCUGUACAACUGUUAUCUGGACUUUUAUAACGGCUGCAGCUCACAGAGACGCCCACACACACACACACUUUGCCCUCUGUAUCCCCUAUGUCUGGGCCUUAUGUAAUGAGAUGAUUGUGUUCACUUCCAUUUCUCCCGUUCUGGUCUGAGUUAAGUCUCAAAGCAGCAAUGCCUUAAAACCAAACAGAGCUGCCUUAUCGAGAGCACUGCAGAUUGCGAAAAGGGCAAGAAAUUACACGUAAAAUUCAUUUUGUCUAUAUCACAGAGGACAGAAGUAUACAGAACUGAACUUCACACUCUUGUAUGGCAAUGUUUCUCCAUCUAAUAGCCCCCUUUUCAUAAGAAGCAAUAAUGCCAAUGGGAAGUGGAGGGGUGGGACGAGGAUGGAGUGAGGAGAUUUUACACCAGAAACAAAAUUCUGUAAGGCUAUGUUAUAUGUCAAGGUCAACAUAUGUGAUGAUGAUGUAAACAUGUAUUUUAUGAUUUUUAGAUGGAGCUAAUUUUGUAUAAGAAUUUGGAGUACUGUUGAAUAUUGUUUCUUUUUUCCUCCUGCAGUGUUAUGUCUCUUGAUGUAAGUUGUGAUUAACAUUGUUUUCAUCUGCUAUUUUGCUUGUUCUUCUGUUAUUUGUACCCCCUGAUUUCCCUUUGCUUCUUCAAUGACUUGUACAUUGAAUAUGUGCUUGGGGUGAACAAAUCGAAUGCUUUGGUUUUAUGAAUGGAUUGUACAUAGAAAGCCCUCAAACAAACUGAGAACACCUAUCUGUGUUGGAGCAUCAGUGGUGAAACAUUAUUUCUUUGGGCAACAGAACAUGACCUGUGAGUGGGGCUGUAUUCUGACUUUGAGAUCUACAGUAUGUGUGUAACUAGGGUUGCAAAGCUACYGGURAUUUACCAAAGUUACUGGAAUAUUGUGUAAUUUUAGUAAUUAACAGAAUCUAUUGUAACUUUGGUAAUCUAUACUUGAAUAACUUUUAAAAACUA
Salvelinus sp. IW2-2015 is the source of this 2447-nucleotide messenger RNA. Its product is annotated as protein SSXT. NCBI's taxonomy places the organism in Eukaryota, Metazoa, Chordata, Actinopteri, Salmoniformes, Salmonidae. The record is from RefSeq and is a predicted model, not a curated record. Gene Ontology annotation, molecular function: transcription coactivator activity.